Molecule: messenger RNA, 523 nt
Organism: Arabidopsis arenosa
Lineage: Eukaryota; Viridiplantae; Streptophyta; Magnoliopsida; Brassicales; Brassicaceae
Source: the annotation of a GenBank genome assembly
AUUAAAAAGGUUAAGGAAAAACAAAAAUGAUGAUGAAGUCGUUGAUCUGUCUCUCUCUCAUCCUCCUCCCACUUGUCUCCGUCGUGGAAGGUCUCGGUGGUGGUGGUCUCGGUAGCCGGAAGCCGAUCAAGAAUGUAUCCGAUCCGGACGUGGUUGCGAUCGCCAAGUAUGCCAUCGAUGAGCAUAACAAACAAUCGAAGGAGCAUUUGGUUUUCGUGAAGGUUGUCGAGGGAACUACGCAAGUGGUCUCCGGUACAAAGUACGAUCUGAAAAUUGCGGCGAAGGAUGGUGGUGGUAAGAUCAAGAACUAUGAGGCUGUUGUUGUUGAAAAGCUUUGGCUUCAUUCUAAGACCCUUGAGUCUUUCAAGGCGGCAUAGAUCUUUGGAUUUUUGUAGAUCGAUCUCUCUCUGACUCUCUCGGGUAUCCGUAUAUCUAUCUAGCUUUUGAUGAUUUGAGAUUUUGAGACAUUUAUGUUGUUGUUGGUAAUAUUUGUGGAAUAAGAAAAUAAAUUAGAGAUAUGUUU